GCCAAAAUAGGGAGGCGGGUUGCAGUCAGCGUCAACUCAGUAGACCCAUCAGACCCUUCUCUGAUCUCUGGGAGAAACGCAAUCCGUUUUCUUGGUUCCAGUGGUGGUAGGCGAGGGAGGUGAUGGUGAAGUCACCUGCAACCAAAGAGGAUUUUGUGAAGCAGUUCCUAGCGGUAUUCCAAGGUCUACUGUAUAUGCUGCUGAGUGUGAUGGGAAAAUGUACACUAAAACCGCAGCUGGCGGGAGCACUGGUGGCUGUAAUUGGAUGCACAAGCCUCAUUGCUCUUAUCCUUAUGCUGGUCCAGAAUGACAGUGCGGAGAUGCCACCCAGAUUUCAGUAUGGGAUUGUGUUUGAUGCUGGGUCCACUCACACGGCCCUCUUCCUCUACAAGUGGCCAGGAGCAAAAGAAAACAACACAGGAGUGGUCUCCCAGGUUCUGGUCUGUGAUGUUGAAGGACCUGGGAUUUCAAGCUAUGCCAAUGAUCCACCGGCUGCUGGGCAAAGCCUUACUGUGUGUUUGGAUGAUGCUAAGAAAGCCAUCCCAAUUGGCCAAGAAAGGAAUACACCUGUAUACCUGGGUGCCACAGCUGGAAUGCGGCUUUUGAGGCUACAGAAUGCCACAAAAGCAGAUCAAGUCAUGGAAGAGGUGGCAAAGACAAUCAAAGAAUAUCCUUUUGAUUUCCAGGGAGCACGAAUACUCUUAGGCACAGAAGAGGGAGCUUUUGGGUGGAUCACAAUCAACUACAUCUUGGAAGGGUUCAUUAAGUACUCCUUUGAGGGUAAGUGGCUGAAGCCCAAAGAAGGGGAAAUUCUUGGUGCUCUAGACAUGGGAGGAUCCUCCACCCAGAUCACCUUCAGACCAACAGAUCCAAUAAAGGACCCUACCUCAGAAGUCCAGCUCCGCCUGUAUGGGUUAAACUACGGCAUCUACACUCACAGCUACCUGUGCUACGGCAAAGACCAGGCUAUGAGACAGCUCCAGAUCCAGCUUCUCAAGAUGAAUAACAUGUCCCAACGGGUUACCCAUCCCUGCUACCACCAGGGUUACAACUUAUCACUGGCACUGGGUGACCUCUACGAUUCGCCCUGUGCAGAGAAAACGGGAGCAUUUGACCCAACAGACAUUGUUACCUUCUUGGGGAGCAGUGACCCUGGACAGUGCCUGAAACUUACGAACACCAUUUUCAACUUCAGUGAUUGCUCCUUCCCACCUGACUGUGCUUUUAAUGGUGUCUACCAACCCCCCAUCAAUGGCAACUUCUAUGCCUUCUCAUCUUAUUAUUAUACCUUUGACUUUCUUGGCCUGGCCCCUCAGGCCCCACUGCCUCUGGUUCUCAGCACCAUAGAGUCCUUCUGCAAGAAGAACUGGUCAAUGGUGAAAACAGAGUAUCCCAACAUCCCAGAAAAGUACCUUCAGGAUUACUGUGCCUCGGCCAACUACAAGAUGACUUUACUACAGGAAGCCUACAAGUUCAAUGAGACAACAUGGAGCAACAUUUACUUUAAGAAGAAGGUAGCAGACACCAAUAUUGGUUGGACGCUGGGAUACAUGCUGAAUCAGUCAAGCCUAAUCCCUUCUGAACAUCCCCUGUUGAUAACUGGAGUAAAUCAUGGACAGUGGGCAGCUGGGAUAUUCUUUAUUGUCUUUGCCCUCUUCCUCAGCUUCGUAGUCAUGAUCAUCCUUUUUGCAGGAAAUAUAAACUAGUGACAGGUGAGAUUAGAGCACUGGACUCAACAAUUAAUUUAAAAGGGACAGAUUUGUUUGCAAGAACUGUGGGAUAAGUAGCAAAAAUGGUGUUUCCGGUUUCUAGGUAUUGUGGUGAGGGGAUAUGUUAGGGGAAAAGGUAUAUGGUUUUAUUCUCUAGAAUUAGAUUUGACUGAGCAGUACUUUGUGAAAUGCUUAUUAGGAUUGUACAUCUCUUCUCAAUUGUCUGCUGGAAUUACAUUUGAAAGAGAAUAGCCGUUAGAAGUAAAACUGAGAUUACAAUAAAAAGGAUAAAAUCAGACAGUGAGACUUCUGUUGUCAGUGGUGGUUGGUGAGCUGAAAAUGAGUGGGCGGAGAACGGCUUGUGCAAGCAUCUUUUUUAGCUGCAGUGAGCCCCGCCAAACUUACACAUUUUUGGGGUAGAGAUCAAUCAAGUUUCAAAUUGUCAUUCAUAAUUAGUACUCUGGAACAGCAUGGGAUAUCUCUGUUAACAACAUUGGAUAAGAUUACAGCCACUUGGUUCCAAAACGUUUGUAUGAAGGUGCUGACGGAACCCUGAGGACACAACUCACAGAUUGGAGAAUGAGCAAGCUUCAUUACAUUACAUUACAUUAAUGGCAUUUGGCAGACGCUCUUAUCCAGAGCGACGUACAGUUGAUUAGACUUAGCAGGAGACAAUCCUCCCCUGGAGCAAUGCAGGGUUAAGGGCCUUGCUCAAGGGCCCAACGGCUGUGCGGAUCUUAUUGUGGCUACACCGGAGAUCGAACCAAAAACCUUGCAGGUCCCAGUCAUGUACCUUAACCACUACGCUACA
Molecule: messenger RNA, 2520 nt
Organism: Conger conger (European conger)
Lineage: Eukaryota; Metazoa; Chordata; Actinopteri; Anguilliformes; Congridae
Gene: entpd8
Product: ectonucleoside triphosphate diphosphohydrolase 8
Exons: 11
Coding region: 123-1706 (527 amino acids)
Biological process (GO): nucleoside diphosphate catabolic process
Cellular component (GO): plasma membrane
Molecular function (GO): GDP phosphatase activity; UDP phosphatase activity
Source: RefSeq, a predicted model, not a curated record